GCGGCACUGGUGCCAGUCGGCUGUGUCCUAAUGUGUCCCUGUGCCUGACAUUGGAGCAGCUUCUCAUUCCAGCCAGGAGCCCAGCACGGGCUAUUUAUAGCCCUGGCACCUCACUGCUCACCAGAAGCUCUGUGCUGCUGUGUCAGAGCUCUGUUUCCUCUCCCACCCACUCUCACGGACACCUGCCGCUCCCAGCGUCGGAAAGGAUUUGAGAAAACCAGUUCAAUCUGCCAUACGAGCCCCAGAUCCUGCAAAUAUUUAAGCUGAAACAUUCCCGAUGAAGACCUUGAAUUUUGAGGAUAUCUAAAGAGAGGAAGUUUGAAGGCCAACCAUGGAUCACAAGGCUGAGGAGAAAAGGAAGCAGCACCACAGCUUGACUUUAUUAGAACAAGUAAAGGGAAUGAAGGAAUCGACACAAAUAAUUGAUGUUGUGCUCAUUGCAGAAGGUGAGAAAUUCCCCUGCCAUAAGGUGGUGCUGGCUGCCUUCAGUCCCUAUUUCAAAGCCAUGUUCACCUGUGGCUUGGUUGAAUGCACGCAGAGAGAGGUGGUGCUGUAUGACAUCUCUGCAGAGAGCGUGUCCACGAUCCUCCACUACAUGUACAGUGCGGAUUUGCUCCUCACGAAUCACAACGUGCAGACUGUCGCACUGGCUGCGUAUUUCAUGCAGAUGGAAGAUGUUUGCAACAUGUGUCAGAAGUACAUGAUGGACCACAUGGAUGCUUCCAACUGUGUGGGCAUCUACUACUUUGCGAACCACAUCGGGGCAGAAGAUUUGUGUGACCAAGCACGGAAAUACUUGUAUCAGCAUUUUGCUGAGGUGAGCUUGCAGGAAGAAAUAUUAGAGAUUGAAUUCCAGCAGCUGAUGGCUCUCAUAAAGUCAGACGAUCUGAAUAUUUCCAGGGAGGAGAGCAUUCUGGACCUCGUCAUUAGAUGGGUCAAGCACAGCAGGAAGUCACGUUCAGAACACCUUAUUGAGCUCCUCAAGCAAGUGAGACUGGUGCUCAUCAGCCCUUCCUUUCUUGUGGAAGCCCGGAAAAGGAACACAAUGAUUCUGUGCAAUUCAGAAUGCAAUGACAUGUUUGAGGAAGCACUGAAAGCCAUCAAACUAUCCAGCCACCCUUCCCUCAGCCUGCGAUAUGGCAUGGAAACCACUGAUCUCUUGCUCUGCAUCGGCAACAAUUCUCUUGGUAUUAGGUCCAGACAUGGUAGCUAUGCUGAUGCCAGUUUUUGUUACGCUCCUGCAACACGAAAGACUUACUUCAUUUCCUCCCCAAAGUAUGGAGAGGGUUUAGGAUGUGUUUGUACUGGUGUUGUCACUGAGAAAAAUGAUAUCAUUGUGGCAGGAGAGGCAAGCGCCGUCAAAAUGUCUAGACAAAAGACCAGGAACAUUGAAAUUUAUAGAUACCACCAGCGAGGAAACCAGUUUUGGCACAGCCUGUGCACCACUCAGCUCCGUGAGCUCUACGCACUGGGCACUGUCCACAACGACCUCUACGUAAUAGGAGGGCAAAUGAAAGUGAAAAAUCUGGUCACAAACUGUGUGGAGAAGUAUUCCAUGGAGCAAGGCACCUGGAGAGGCACGGCACCUCUUCCAAUACCAUUGGCAUGCCAUGUGGUGGUGACAGUGAAGAACAAGCUGUAUGUGCUGGGUGGAUGGACACCACAGAUGGAUCUGCCUGACGAUGAGCCGGAUCGAUUAAGUAACAGAACGUUUCGGUACGACCCGGGCCAAGACAAAUGGACGGAAGGAGCUCCAAUGAAGUACUCAAAGUACCGCUUCAGCACAGCCGUAGUCAGCGGGGAAAUUUAUGUCUUGGGAGGAAUUGGGUGCCUUGGUUAUGACAGAGGACAGACUCGGAAAUGUCUUGAUGCAGUGGAGAUUUAUAACCCUGAUGGAGACUUUUGGAGAGAUGGACCUCCUAUGCCUUCUCCUCUUCUCUCCUUACGAACAAACUCUACCAGUGCAGGUUGUGUGGAAGGGAAGCUGUACCUUUGUGGAGGAUUUCAUGGAGCAGCUCGUCACGAGGUUAUCACCAAAGAGAUCCUUGAGCUGGAUACAUGGGAGAACCAAUGGAAUGUGGUGGCCACCAACGUCCUCAUGCACGACAGUUACGAUGUUUGCCUUGUUGCCCGGCUGAACCCACGGGAUCUUAUCCCUCCUCCCCCAGAUUUAGUGGACCAAUAGAAGUUCAGUGACUCUCAGUGCUUCCAGAUUCUGCAGAAACUGAAGAAUGUGGAGAGACAAAUGCUGCAUUGGCUCUGGGUGAGAGCUGAGUGCCACAGAGAGGAAAUGGCAACAUGUGCUUAAGGACAGAAUUGCCUUUGGGCUGUGCUUCUUGGACAAUGCUUUAUUUGCUAGUACUGGUACUCUGCACUUCUGUGAUUGAAAGUCAAGGUCGUCCAGCCUUUGUGCAUGGCUUCUCAUCUUCAAUCUGGCUGCACAAGCUUCAGUGUUGGGCACAACAUGGGCUGCUGGGACCCUUUGCCUCACAGGCAAGGGGCAGCCCAGGGCUCAUUUCACAGCAGAGCAUGACAUAUGACAGAAAGCUUUAGCCAUGGAAAACCCUCCUUUGCUGUUCAUCACACAUGGUUCUACUAAGCUAUCCAGGAAGCUAAGAAAUAUAUGAAGUUAACUGAUGAAAACAAGUGCCAGACCAUAGUUUACUGAUGCAAAGGGAAAACAUAGACAAGCCUUUGUUUGUUUUAAACAAAACCUCAUUAGUCAAGUGCACAAGCUACAGCAAACAUUAUCUAACCCACAGACAGGACAGUCAAGAGAUCCUGUCUUUGCCAGUAGAGCUGAACCUGUGCUAGUAGAAAACUACUCUUUUGGCAACAAGUCAUAAGAAAGUCUUCCAGCAAGGUCAAUCAGUCUGUACCAAAGACAAGAAGAAUCCUAAAUUUUCACAUAGAAUCUAUCUGUUACAAGGCCUUUUGUGACCAAGAUCUUAGAGCUCUGUUAGGAAACUCCCUUUGAGAGAUGGAGAAGGGGAUGCAAAAUAACAAAGCAGAUCAUUAUUAUCUGCAUAUCAGCUUUGCAGCUACAGGGAAAGGAUAGACAUGCUAAACAAUAAAUUUUUAUAUAAUAGGAAUAGCUUUAAUGAAGUAGCAUAAGGUAAAUUCUCUACCAACAAAAUUGGCUAUAAUCAUAGGGAAGAGGAAUAAUUCAAACAGUGCUUCUGAAGGCAUAGUUAGCCUUUGUAGAGCUUGAAGACAGUAAGUUAGAGAGAAAAUUGUUUAUAGUACCACCAUCCCAUUUAAAUUACCAAUAACUAUUCAUCAGUUCUCUGGUGCCUACCUUACAGUGUAUCUGUCUGUCACUGCCUGGGCAGUACAGACAAGGGAAUUGGAAAUCUCAGUUGUGCUCUUGGGCCACAAUUGCAAAUGACAGUAUGCUGCAAUGCAGAAUGAAUGUCGGAGACAAACACUGAGUAAAGUAUGAUAUAUCAUACUUUAUGAGACAAUAUGAGAAUGAUCAUUGUCAUGACCAUUGUCAGCAAGAAGUUGCUUUUGAUCCCACAAAAGCAGCAACAAAACUAAAAGGAAAGAACUGGCAAUGAAAUGAGGGAAUCCAUCAGGUAGUUCAUCCAUAGUUAUUUGCAGGAUUGCACUUCAGAGCAUCUCUAUUUUCUUUCUCAGUCUUUCUUUCUCAGGCUGCAAAAGUAUCAGCUAUUUUUUUUGGUUGGAUUUUUUUUGCUUGAAAUGCUUAUGGCAGAGAGGGAUGGAGAGGAUGACCCAAAAGCCCUUUCCCAAUUCUGACUUUUCUGAUUUAUGAACUAUUCUCUAAAAUACCCAGUGGGAGUAUUAAGCUGUCAUGUAAAAAUUACUAGCAUGAGUGUCACUAAAUCUUAUUUGAUAACACUAGUAGGACACUGAGAAGUGCUCAGAUAAUAAGGGAACUGGGGAGAAGAAACUCAGGAAAACAUGUAGAAAAGAAGUAAAUCUGUGAGCAGAUAAUCACUUGUCUCUCCUUAUGUUUCCCAAGCAGAAUGAGUGUGACAGCCUAAACUCUUGUGUUUGUAUAAUUUCUGUAUUAUCCAGCCAUUCUUUUUUCAUAUGUAGGUCAUCAUCUGCCUAGAACAGAGCUGUGACAAGCAUGAACUUCAGCAGUACAAAUCAGCGGCCGGUUCCUACAAUCUUAACCCCUCUGGUCGCUAAGUGCAGUUGUAGGCAUAAGAUCAAGGAGGCAAACUCUGCUUAAAUAGGUUUUUAAACAAACUCAAUGGAAAGUUCUUCCAAUUGAUAACCAUCCAAUAUUGGAAACUCUUUGGUUUUUGUUGUUAUUGUGAAGUAAAGGUAAUCUUGUUCUAACUUCUCUACAAGGUUCUUAGGGCAGCUGGAAGCAAUGUUCUUGAGCAUAUGUUGUUUCCUUGUGAAAUUUUGUGACUGUAGGUACUGCUUUUGCUUCUUUCACCUUUUUUCCUUUAAGGAAGAAUGUUUAAAAGGGUUGUGGUUUUUUUUCUUUGGUCUCUGCUUUAUGGUCUAUUACUUAUGGUUCCUGAGGUUUAAAGCCUGGCCUAAUCUACUUGAUUUUAUUCUCUGAAAGAGAGUCUACUUGCAAUAUUUGAAGGGGAGAAGGAAGACAUUUGCAGGCUUUCACUAGUCAUAUUUGACCAUGUAUGUGAAAUGCAGCUGACACUCCUCUAUUAAACUUUUAUUCCAGU
Pseudopipra pipra is the source of this 4664-nucleotide messenger RNA. It is a transcript of the gene KBTBD12, whose product is annotated as kelch repeat and BTB domain containing 12. The coding region runs from base 332 to 2185 and encodes 617 amino acids. The transcript has 7 exons. Gene Ontology annotation, molecular function: protein binding. The record is from RefSeq and is a predicted model, not a curated record. Lineage: Eukaryota; Metazoa; Chordata; Aves; Passeriformes; Pipridae.